This is a messenger RNA of Urocitellus parryii (Arctic ground squirrel), 2191 nucleotides long. RefSeq names its product poly(ADP-ribose) polymerase family member 3 (gene Parp3). The record is from RefSeq and is a predicted model, not a curated record. Gene Ontology annotation, molecular function: NAD+ poly-ADP-ribosyltransferase activity. Gene Ontology annotation, cellular component: nucleolus; site of double-strand break. Gene Ontology annotation, biological process: double-strand break repair; protein poly-ADP-ribosylation. NCBI's taxonomy places the organism in Eukaryota, Metazoa, Chordata, Mammalia, Rodentia, Sciuridae.
UGGCUCUAGAAAACAGGGGGCUAUCCAGGCGGUGGAAGGCAUUGCCCAUACCCCGGACCAAGACAAUGGGCAAACUGGUCGAUAUGUGCUGCAUGCCCCAGGCUGGACGAGCAGCGUUAAGAGCGUGCCAGUCUCUUGGGCCUUGGAUGGGUCCAUAUCAGUGUCCCCUUCAUCCGUGGGACAGGCCACCGACUUCAGCCUGCCCAGCCUCUGACUCAUACCACUGGUGGCCCUGGAAUCGUACACCACCCUACUUCCCCCCUUCCUGGUGAUUGCUGGGAAGUCCCUCCAUAAGUCAAACCUAAGGUCCACAGAGGGUUGCUGAGACUGCCGAGGGAAGUUCACAAAGUGUUCCUAAUACCAGGCUUGGUGGCAGCCACUUCUCCCAGGUUCCUGUUUGUCUUCGACAACCAUGGCUCCAAAACAAAAGGCUGUGAAGAAGAAGGGACCCCAAGGAACAGGAGAGGAAGACAACUUCUGCUCCGUGGCUGAGGCCCUCAGGGCUGCACCCAAAGAGAAGCRUGUAAUCCGCGUGGACCCCACUUGUACACUCAGCAGCAACGCCGGGACCCAGGUGCAUGAAGACUAUGACUGCACCCUGAACCAGACCAACAUUGGAAAAAACAACAAUAAGUUCUACAUCAUCCAGCUACUGGAAGAGGGUGGCAAGUUUUUCUGCUGGAACCGCUGGGGCCGGGUGGGAGAGGUGGGCCAGUCAAAGAUCAAAUACUUCACCUGCCUAGAAGAUGCCAAAAAGGACUUUGAGAAGAAAUUUCGGGAGAAGACUAAGAACAACUGGGCAGAGCGAGACCACUUUGUGGCCCACCCUGGCAAGUACACGCUUAUCGAAGUACARGGAGAGGACGAGACUCCGGAGGCGAAGGUGGAUGGAGGCCCACUGAGGAUUGUGACUAAGCAAGUGAAACUCUGCUCCCUGGACCCUGCAACCCAGAAGCUCAUCACCAACAUCUUCAGCAAGGAGAUGUUCAAGAAUGCCAUGACCCUCAUGAACCUGGAUAUGAAGAAGAUGCCCCUAGGAAAAUUGAGCAAACAGCAGAUUGCACGGGGUUUUGAGGCCUUGGAGGCACUGGAGGUGGCCUUGAAAGCCCCUACAGAUAGUAGCCAAACCCUGGAGGAACUGUCCUCCCACUUCUACACUGUUUUCCCACACAACUUCGGUCGCAUGCGGCCCCCGCCCAUCAACUCCCUURAGCUUCUUCAGGCGAAGAAGGACAUGCUGCUGGUGCUGGCAGACAUCGAGCUGGCCCAGACCCUGCAGGCAGCUCCUAGGGAGGAGGAGAAAGUGGAAGAGGUACCACAUCCUCUGGACCAGGACUACCAGCUCCUCAAGUGUCAUCUUCAGCUGCUGGACUCCGAGGCUCCUGAUUACAAGGUGAUACAAAACUACUUAAAACAGACUGGCAACAAACACAGAUGCCCUGUUCUGCAAAACGUUUGGAAAGUGAACCGAGAAAAAGAGGGAGAUAGAUUCCAGGCCCACUCCAAGCUGGGUAAUCGAAGGCUGCUGUGGCAUGGCACCAAUGUGGCCGUGGUGGCUGCUGUCCUCACCAGUGGGCUCCGCAUCAUGCCACAUUCUGGUGGCCGUGUUGGCAAGGGCAUCUACUUCGCCUCAGAGAACAGCAAGUCAGUUUGCUAUGUUACUCCUAUGCGCUGUGGGUCCAAACAAGUGGGCUAUAUGUUCCUGGGCGAGGUGGCCCUGGGUAAAGAGUACCACAUCACCAUCGAUGAUCCCAGCUUGACGUGUCCACCCACUGGCUUCCACAGUGUCAUUGCCCGAGGCCACACAGAGCCUGAUCCAACCCAGGACACUGAGCUGGAGCUGGAUGGCCAGCAAGUGGCAGUGCCCCAGGGCCCGCCCCUGCAAUGCCCAGAGUUCAGCAGCUCCCACUUUAGCCAGAGCGAGUACCUUAUCUACCAGGAGAGCCAGUGUCGUCUACGCUAUCUGCUGGAAGUUCACCUCUGAGCUGCCUGCCCUGUCUAUCAGGUCCUGCUAGGGGCUGGACCAUGAUCUUAAAUCUUCCUCCCAUCUCUGGUACCUCCAUAUCACCCCUUCUCGACAGCCCCCAAGAAUAUAAUUCAUGCCUGGCCCACUGGCCUGUAGUUCCAGCUACUCAGGAGGCUAAAGCAGGAGGAUGGCUUGAAGCCAGGGGUGCAAGGCCAGCCUGGGCAA